Molecule: messenger RNA, 9268 nt
Organism: Gallus gallus (chicken)
Lineage: Eukaryota; Metazoa; Chordata; Aves; Galliformes; Phasianidae
Gene: KLC1
Product: kinesin light chain 1
Exons: 16
Coding region: 2773-4923 (716 amino acids)
Biological process (GO): axo-dendritic transport
Cellular component (GO): cytoplasm; kinesin complex; membrane-bounded organelle
Molecular function (GO): kinesin binding
Source: RefSeq, a predicted model, not a curated record
CUGUUCUGUUUCCUAUUGAUUUCUAGAGUGGCUGUGCCCUUCUCAGCCCUAUAUACUGUGUACCAUCCAUCUAGCCAAAGGCAAAUUCACAGAAGCCAUUUUCUGCAGAGACAUAAUGGGUCAUUGGCCCAGAAGCUACAGAAAUAGAUGUCACACAGCAGAGACAUUUCCAUUUCCCCUUCCCUUGGGGCAAACUGUAUUACCAUAAAUUUCUUGGUCCAGUGCAACUCAGUAUGCCUUUGGUUUGAAUAGCCCCUUAACCAAAGCAAAGAUGUAAAAUGGGCUUCUAUUAAAAGAAAAAAAAAAAAAAGAAAAAAAAAGAAAUUGCAAUCAACUUUGCCUGGAUGCCAAAUGCAUUUUGUGUAAUUCUAUAUGCAGAAUUAGUUAAGGAGGAGAGAAAAGCAUUUAAAAGAAGAAUUAAAGGGUGGAUAAGGGUUUGGCAAUUACUACAGUGUGUGCAGAAAAGGAAUACAUCAAGUGAAAGGGAGAUUAUUAGUAAAUCAGACUUAGGAGCCAUCACUUUCAAUAGUGAUCAUGGCACAAAAUUGUAGCACAUUAUGCUCAAGAGAGAUGGAGCAAAUAGUAGCAGAGAAGGGCAGCUAGGAUAAUCAGGGAGAUGUAGAAUCUUACAAGGGUUCAGUUUGUUUAGCCAAGCAAAUUGAUGGUCAGGAGGGAGGAAAGGAAUGCCAAAUCUUCUACACAGGUGAGUGGUGGGAGGACUAUCAGAGAGGUUUACCCAGGGAGAAACAUCCUUUCUCUACAAUGGUUUAAAUAAGUGCAAAAGGGAGGUGUUACAUUUGAGGACAUAGAAAUGCAAACAAUUAGAGAAAAGGGGCUAAUCGCUAGCAAGGGAAAACAGACAGAAAAACAACUCAAUUUGGCACAGUAUCUAAGCGUAUAAAUUACCCUUGAGACAACACUGGCACGAGGUUCUCAGGGACAAGGGGCAAGAUACCCAAUUGUUUUCUUCCUUCCUUCCUUCCUUAUCCUUGUGAAGAAGCACUGGUUUACUGGUACUGAGAAAAGUUUAUGUCCCAGUCUGUCCCUCUGCUUAAUGUUGGCUGGAAAGAAGAAUGUCUCCCUUAGAAGACAGUAAUUGCUGGUUGAGUGGAGGUAUAUGUACAGGCCAGUGCAGUCCCUUGUAGAGGUUGGAACCCACUUGCAUGCAAUGAAUGAAGGUUCAAGUCUAAUUAACAUCAAAAACUCUCCACUGCCAACCCUUAACCUGCUGGGAAUUCAGAUGCUUGAAAGUACGAUCUUGGGAUGUACUGAUUCAUACAGCAUAGAGCACUGUAGUUUGUCAAAGGGUAGGAUUCUUAACUCCUUGAUCAUUUAUUACUUUGAAGAUCACAGUGGAAAUUGGAAUAUAUAAAUAUAGAUGCGUUGCUGAAAUUGUUCAAUAUUUUUCUUUAUGGUCGCAUCAUUGGCAGGAAAAUUGUGUAUCAGUUUCUAUCUUUCAUCUGAUUAACUGUGUUAGCUGAGGUUCUUGCAUGCUAUUUGUUUUGUUUUGUUUUCUUUAAAAAAAAAUGUUUUGAAGCUAACGGAAUGGUCUUCUUAAACCUUCAGUAUCUUUUGGAUUUUAACAAUAGCACUAUUCUGUAAUAGCGAUGACAUGAAAAGAAUUCUGGGCAGUAAAAUGUUAAUGUCCACAGCAAGCAUCCUGCUCCCUUUAAAAAAACCUAAAAGAAAUUAACUACUGAAAUGGCCUGUUAGAGCUGGAUUACACUGCAUGCUUUAUUUUCUUGUUAUUUCACUGUGGAUAGAGAAUGGCAGGGAGAAACAUGCUGGCUUUCAUUUGUUACAGCUUUCCAGAAAUCCUUGUGACUGAAAAAGGAGAAUUCACUUCCAUGUAAAUUAAGCUUAUUGACUUUGGAAGCAGGAUUGUGAUCAGUGUUUAUUUUACUUAGUACUUUAAUGCCAUGCCCAACAGUGGGUUUCCUAUGGCACAUUCAGGCAUCUUGACCAUGACAAUGAGUCAUGUCGAACAAAAUACAGUCCUUUGACUCCCGAGUGCCCGAACUCCAUGCUAACAAGGUAGCUCUGCAUGCAGUAAUUUGCAAAUCUGUACAAAAGAGCUAAGCUAAUGCUGUCUGCUACUGAGUACUUGACACUUUUGGUCUUAAGCCCUGAUUUUUAUGUUUCCUGUUCUUCAUAAAGGACAUUAUUGUAGGAAAUAUAAACUAAAAACAUAUGCAACUGUCAAGUGAUAAUGAUGAAAAGUCAGACAGGAUGCUGAAUCUGGCCUUUCAACAUUUAUUAUUACCGGGAUGCUUUUAUACAGCACUUUAGCAGCAACUGCUUUAUGCUACCCCAUAUUUAUGGAAUGAAGUCAUACAUUUUAUAGACUGUAAGUUUAGGCUUAAAAAAACUUGUCUCCUUUGGCAGAAAGAUCUUCUAAGGCAAGAGGAUAUAACAACAGCGGUAAAAUAAAGUGAGCUACACUUCAUAAAUGAAGUGAACCUGAACUUCCUUGCAGAGGCUUGCUCUAAUUGUGGAUGCAGUCAAAUUGAAUCUUGAUUUGCUGUAUGUAUUUCUCACACUUGCACCUCAAAAUAUAAGAGCUUUUUCUGCUGCAUAGACUGAACUGUUUGAUUUGCCCUCUCCCAAUGCAAAUUCCAAACUCUUUUAUGGGAGAGGAGGGGAAUGGGUAUAUUGAGCAUAAAGAAUUCAGCAUUAUAAAUAACGUAUUUGGGGAUUUUACUUUAAUAUCCACUCGGAUGACUGCAGAAAACCACAGUGACCUUGUUGAACAAAGAAUAUUUUAGAGACAGUAUGUCUAGGUCACUUCAUCCUAAAAACAGCGUAACUAGUUCCGUGGGACAAGAUGGAAAUUGGGCAGCAAACAGCUUUUCUGCUGGAAGAAUGCAAGUAGCUUACGGAGAAGGAGCAAGAAAAACAAGAUCCAGCUGGGGAGAACUGAUGAUAUUUUGGGUCAGGCAGAAGCUUGAGGAAGAAGCAUGUCACCGAGUCUCUUGUGUCGACUCCUCCACUGUGAGCCAUAACCAGAGAAUGUAUGAAAACAUGUCCACAAUGGUGUAUCUAAAGGAAGAGAAGUUGGAGAAGCUCACUCAAGAUGAAAUCAUUGCCAAAACUAAGCAAGUGAUUAAUGGACUAGAGGCACUGAAGAAUGAACACAAUUCGAUUUUACAGAGCUUACUUGAAACACUGAAAUGUUUGAAGAAAGAUGAUGAAACCAAUCUGGUUGAAGAAAAAUCAAACAUGAUUCGAAAGUCACUGGAGAUGCUGGAGCUCGGCCUUAGUGAAGCACAGGUAAUGAUGGCCUUGUCAAAUCACUUAAAUGCAGUGGAAUCAGAGAAGCAAAAACUGCGUGCUCAGGUUCGCCGACUGUGCCAGGAAAAUCAGUGGCUACGGGAUGAACUGGCCAAUACACAACAGAAACUACAGAAAAGUGAGCAAUCUGUGGCACAACUGGAGGAAGAAAAGAAGCAUCUAGAAUUCAUGAAUCAAUUAAAAAAAUAUGAUGAUGAUAUUUCGCCAUCAGAGGAUAAAGAUACAGAUUCCACCAAAGAGCCUUUGGAUGACUUGUUCCCCAAUGAUGAAGAUGACCAAGGUCAGGGAAUUCAACAGCAGCAUAGCAGUGCAGCAGCUGCUGCCCAGCAAGGUGGCUAUGAAAUUCCAGCAAGAUUAAGGACCCUUCAUAAUCUUGUUAUUCAGUACGCUUCCCAAGGUAGAUACGAGGUUGCUGUACCUCUUUGUAAACAAGCUCUUGAAGAUCUGGAGAAGACUUCGGGCCAUGACCAUCCCGACGUUGCCACUAUGUUGAACAUACUUGCUUUGGUGUACAGAGACCAGAACAAAUACAAAGACGCAGCAAAUCUCCUGAAUGAUGCCUUGGCUAUCCGUGAGAAGACUUUGGGCAAAGAUCAUCCAGCGGUGGCAGCAACUCUAAACAAUCUUGCAGUUCUUUAUGGUAAACGGGGAAAGUACAAAGAAGCUGAACCUUUGUGUAAGCGAGCUCUGGAAAUCAGAGAAAAGGUCCUGGGGAAAGAUCACCCUGAUGUUGCCAAACAGUUAAAUAACUUGGCUUUACUAUGCCAGAACCAGGGUAAAUAUGAGGAGGUAGAAUAUUACUAUCAGAGAGCACUGGAAAUUUACCAAACUAAGCUGGGACCAGAUGAUCCAAAUGUUGCGAAAACAAAGAAUAACCUGGCAUCCUGCUAUCUAAAACAGGGCAAAUUUAAGCAAGCGGAAACUUUGUACAAAGAGAUUCUUACUCGUGCUCAUGAACGGGAAUUUGGCUCUGUAGAUGAUGAAAAUAAGCCUAUUUGGAUGCAUGCGGAAGAGAGGGAAGAGUGCAAAGGAAAGCAAAAAGAUGGCACAUCUUUUGGAGAAUAUGGUGGCUGGUACAAAGCUUGCAAAGUUGAUAGUCCGACAGUAACAACUACAUUGAAGAACCUUGGGGCACUUUACAGACGACAAGGCAAAUUUGAAGCUGCUGAAACAUUAGAAGAGGCAGCAAUGAGAUCUCGUAAACAGGGUCUUGACAAUGUUCAUAAACAGAGAGUUGCUGAAGUGCUCAAUGACCCUGAGAGCAUAGAAAAAAGGCGAAGCCGAGAAAGUCUCAAUGUUGAUGUGGUAAAGUACGAGAGUGGUCCUGAUGGAGGCGAGGAAGUGAGUAUGAGCGUAGAAUGGAAUGGGGAUGGCACUGGAUCUUUAAAACGCAGUGGUUCCUUUAGCAAACUUCGAGCUUCCAUUAGACGCAGCAGCGAGAAGCUGGUUAGAAAGCUGAAGGGAGGAAGUUCACGAGACAGUGAACCCAAGAAUCCAGGCAUGAAGCGUGCCAGUUCUCUGAAUGUUCUUAACAUGGGUGGCAAGGCUGCUGAAGAUCACUUCCAAGAACGAAAUAAUUGUCUGACAGACUCGAGAGCUCUGAGUGUCAGUCAAACUGAUUUGGCGCAUUGAGAUUCUUGGAGAGAAGCUAGCUAAUAUUCCUUUGUGAAUAAAGAAGCACUGAGAUCUUCAAAGCUUUGGUUCCUCAUCAUUAUGUAUAGGAACACAUAGGUCGUAGAUUUUUCUUUUGGUUUUGCAACGGACUGCUGUUAUUACUUUUCUAAAUAAGGAUAAUUUAAAACAUGGCAUAAGUGGGUAUUUUCUUCUAAAAGAAAACUAUAUAGGUAUAUAUUGCUCAUUGCACUGCUCCCAUUCGUGUUAAUUACAUUGAUUUCUUUAGGAGGUCUGAGUAAAACAGCAGCCAAACAACUGUAAAAAUGCAAACAUAUUUGAAGCAUACCAAAAUGCAAAGAUGUUUGAAAAUGAGGGUAAAAUGAAAUGUGUAGCAGUAAAUAUAUACAGUGCUGGAGAAAAGGAUAAGUUGUGUGCAUAACUGUAUCCAUUCGAACAGAACAUACUGUAUUGGUGGGGCUGUCCAUCCCUCCACUGAUUAUUUUAAUGUUAAAGACCUUAGCUAGCAAAACAGCACUUAAACAUGGAUUACUUAACCACUAGAUUGAGUUAACACAUUUUGUAAGAGAUGAUUGGGGUUACGUUACAUAUAGCAUGAAUAGGAAUUCCUGUGACCGUAACUUAGAUACCCAUUGAUAAAAGUCUUAGGGCACAAUAAUUGAUGGAGAUAGGACAGUUCAAGCUGAUGAGGACAAAAAGAAAAUGUUUUGGCCUUUGUCUUGUAUAGUGGAAAGAUACUGAAGUUCUGGACUGCAUCUGUCCCAGGGCAGCUGCUGUUGCUCCUGGGGAAACGCCACGCCUCAGGUUGACUUUCUCGCUUGUCCACUGGAAUUCGGUCCCUAUUCUCUGCAUGCUCCAAGUGCUUCGGCAUUUCCCUGUGCUCAUCCCAAAUGCUGCCUUUCUCCACAAUAGCUGAUGCCAGCAGAAGCGUGCAGCUGCAGGCCAGGCUGCUGCGCUGGGAGCAGCUGCUGAGCAAAGGACCGCUCCAACCUUAAGGGCCCUGGUGGAAGCGCGGGAUGGCCGUCGGUGGCAAGCAACUUGUUUGGCCACGCAGCCGUGUUAAAUCUACUUACAGUUACGUGUAUGCUGUUUGUAUAAAGGACUGCUGCUGGAACCAAGUAUGUAAGUUUUAAGUAUUCCAUGGACACUAGUGUUUUCUUUUGCUUUUCUGUAAAGCUUGUGAUUUUGUUCAUCUUUUGUAAAAACUUUUAUUUGUGUGAAGUUGGAUGAAAAGGUUUAAAAAAAAAAAAGUAAAAAUGUAUUUGUGGUCGUAGUUGUGAGUUAGAAAACACAGAACAAACUUAAGGAAAGCUGGAAUACCCAUUCAGGAUCAGCACUGACUGAAGGAGCUAAGAGACAAGUUGUAGUGUUUGAACAGGCUGUGAGAGUCUUUAGAAUUAGUACUUCUUAGAAGUAUUCCUCUGCUUUGGCAUCUGGUUCUGAGCUGUGUUACAGUAACUGAUGCGUACCGCUGCGUAUGUAAUGCACUCGCCUAUGUUUACCAGGAGGUACCGUGUCAGCAUCUCUCUAAAGAAAGCUGCACGUGGUGCACCUGCUACAAGGACAGUUUAGAGAUGGUGAGAUACAAUGCUGCUAAUAUGUAGAAGUGUAGCACAGAGUAGUGCAAUUCAUUAAUGAACUUGAGCAAGAACAAGUUGUUGCUCAGUUAUCUUAACAAUAUAUACUCAUAUAAUGUAGACUCUUGAGUUUUAAUCUUUUAUUAAAGAGCUUUUUAUAUUAAAAAAUAUAUAUAUCUAAUAUAUACUUAUUUUUCCCUAGAGCAAAAUACAUUCUGUGCACCCACCGGUAUGUUCGGGUCUCUGCAGAAACACAGGCUGAGCACUGUGCAGAGCCCUGUGCUGCUCGGCUGGGGUAGCUGUGCCCUGUGCCGGCUCCCACUGCAGCACUGCCCGGCCCAUAGGCAGUCCCUGUGAUAAGCUCUGACUGCAAACACCCUGGAGAGUCCCUCUGUUCCACAGCAGUGUGGUGCUACUGCUAUAGGAGUGGCUCAGUGGGCCUUGUAACAGCGUUCUGUAGAAUUAAGUGUUUCACUUUGAGGUGUUUAUAGAAGCCUAGCUUCCUUUAUAAAUAAUUAAAAAGAAAAAAACAACCUAUUUGGGCACAGCUGUGUUUGGUUGUAAGGAGCUACUUGAAAGAAAUGGAAUAUUUUCAAACACUUUUGUCUUCAACAUUGAAAGAUAAUUCUUGGCAGGCUCAAAAGUUUAAAUGGAAACACAGAACUGUGUUAAUGAUCAAAUGUACAUGAAGCUUCCACGGUGCGUGGCCAGAGUGUGUGAGCUUUCUCACUGAGGGCUGCACACAGCUCUUACUGUGGCUGGUUUUACCAGUACUGCGCUUUUACAUGUUUUAAAUUCUUAUGUUUUAAAGUGUGUUGCAAGAUAAAUCUGAGUUGUUUGAGCUACAGCAUACUCAAUAAUACUUACAUUUAAAUAGUUUUCUAGAAAAGAAACCCAAAUUUCCUAAAUCCCAAAGGAUGAUGGCUGAGCACUUAGAGAAGGUCUUACAGCUAUAAGUCAGUGUGCCGUUGGUAGUGCGAGAGGAACUUUGACCAUGCGAAAACAAACUUAGAGUCAACUUGAAGUCCUCGUGUUCCCGUCGGGAAUCAGCUACUGCCAUGGCCUGGCUCACACACACUGCAGUUUCAGGUGGGCUUCUUAGUUUGCUUUUACGUAGGAUUUUCUGUCUGAAUUUCCUCUGCUCUGGUUGUAGCUAGCAGUCUGCUAGAGUACAAGUCCAAAAACCCAGCUGUUUAAUUCUUAGAUGUCUUCAGUACUGAAUUUUAAUCUACAGCUCUGAAGCAGAAAACCGAAGGCCUUUGGAAUGGACAGGCAUCUUGUCAGGAGAGCUGCAGCUGUGGUAGUACCGCUGGUUUUUAAUCUGGUAUGUUUCCUUGCUCAGAAUCAUAAAGCUGAGCUUCAUUAAAAAGGUUACGAGGAGCUGAGGUUAUGCCAAUGCCUCUCCUGUUUGCGGCGGCCCACUGAGGCUGCUGCAUGUAGGAAUAAUUGUAUGCAAAUGAUGGACAGAAAGCUGCCUGUUGCCUUUCUCUCUGGUUGUGCAGCAGUCUUCAGCAACACUGGCAACCUUUGUUCUUCAGUUGGGAUCGUUAGUUCUUAGUGUAAAAUGCAACCAUGUUAUGAUCAGCUCUUCAGAGGAGUAACGGGGCUGCUCUGACGGCUGUGCUUGUAGUGCUGCAAGGACGGGGCACAGCACUUAAGCAAUAGAAAAGCAAUGGGAUGCAUUUGAGUUUGUAUGUUUUCUUAAAACAAAAGCCCCCAAACUUUCCAGAAUUGUAGUAAAUUAGAAUUGGUUUUAAGCUUGAGAAAUAUUUGUCCAGUAACUUUGAAAAGUGUGGUUCUGUUGCAGAUAUGUAGUAAAAGAUGUGCAGUGCUUCAACAGUGUGUUUACAGUACUGUGAGAGGAGUUCCAGUUGUAGCAGUGUAUUGUCUGACAGCUGCUAAGAGCAGGGCAGUUUGGGUUAUGUCAGCCUCUACUGAGAGAACAAACAUGACAAGAUGUGAUGCUGUGAUGUUUUGCUUCCUUAUAGCAACUUUCCACUGUCACAGACACAGAAAUGUUUGUAUCAACGUUGGGGUUUUCCUAAGUGGUUUCGAGGUAGAUUUUGAACAUUUACAUGUGAUGUUUUUCGAACCAUUCAGAUAGGCUCAGCACACUGAUGAGUGCAGGUCAGGAGUGAAGAAAAAAUAUUUUUAAUGUCCAUUUGUCAUUUUGAGGAAAAUAGUUUUGGUUUUAUAUAAAUUUUUGAUGUGUGGAUUUCAUACCUGAUUACAAACUUAAAGCUUUCCAAGACUGGCUUUAAGAUGCACCAUUUUGCUCUGUGUCUCAUUACUGUUGGUUACAGCAAUGGAAGAAAUCCAGUUUGGAGGUCCCGUUUGUCUUACCCCGGAACAAAUGGCCUUUGUUACAAAUAGCAUUCACUGUCAUUUCAUCAAGAAACUUGUCAUGAGAUUCUUUUGUGUUUUACUACAUCUGUUUUCUAAACAUCCACUGUGUUUAUUUUUUAUCCUCACAAAUUAAGCUGCUUUUCCCUCUCAAGAGCAGUCUGUUCCCAGAGCUCGGUAUGUUCCUUCUGAAAAAGGUCCCCUGAAAUACAUUGCAGAGCUGCGGAUGAAUUUGAAGCUGUUUUAAAAGUUUUUCAAAGUGGAGAAAAUAAAACAUUUAAAAUGCUCUCACAGGGUAAAAAGGAGUACACUCAGCACGUUCUAGAAUGUAAAUCUUCUGUGUAAAAAGAUUAGUUCAAUUUUUUCUGUAUAGAAACAAAUCUCGGUUGUGAAAUCCAAAGAUGAAUAAAGCUGUAUAAAGGGAA